AUGAGGAGCUGGGAUGUGGCUUUCCGCGUGUGGCACAGCCAUAUUAAUGAGCGCGGUAAGGACGCCAUAGAAGAGCACAGACACAAGACAAGGAAUCGAGUGGCUAUGCUCAGCUGGAACGGGUACGCUAAAAUCAGCCAAGGCCUUGUUGUACACCUAGAACCACAAUUGAACAGUCUCGGCCACAGAAAGGUCUUGUUGCUGGGCACUCGUCCGAACACGGAGCUGUGUAGUACUCCACAGUGGAUGGAGAAUUCCCGGAGGCCCCCGGAAACCCGGAAAUCCGACGAAUCUCGGCCGCGCUCUGUCAAUUCAGCUGCCGCUGAUCAUGGCCGAGUGGAGCCAACGGUCACUAGCAUCAAUUCUAGGAUAGAUGUACAUAUGGCAGGCUACUGUUCCGUGGUAAUGAACUCGCGACAACUGUCACCCCAGAUGUCCGAUUCGCAUCUACACACCAUGUCCAUGGAUGCGUUGGUCUGCUACCGAGGGAAGGCGCUAUAUCAAAAAGCCCUUGGCAGGGCUGACAGCAGCGCGAUGGCUGUCAAAUCACGAUGCGCGAUAAGCGCUACAACGCAUGACCCAUGA
This is a messenger RNA of Aspergillus niger, 585 nucleotides long. RefSeq lists its product as hypothetical. The transcript has a single exon. Lineage: Eukaryota; Fungi; Ascomycota; Eurotiomycetes; Eurotiales; Aspergillaceae. The coding region runs from base 1 to 585 and encodes 194 amino acids. The record is from RefSeq and is a predicted model, not a curated record.